Messenger RNA from Nothoprocta perdicaria, 850 nucleotides. RefSeq names its product 28S ribosomal protein S26, mitochondrial-like. The transcript has 6 exons. The annotation marks the transcript as partial. The record is from RefSeq and is a predicted model, not a curated record. Gene Ontology annotation, molecular function: hormone activity. Gene Ontology annotation, cellular component: mitochondrial small ribosomal subunit; extracellular region. Lineage: Eukaryota; Metazoa; Chordata; Aves; Tinamiformes; Tinamidae. Gene Ontology annotation, biological process: multicellular organism development.
CUGCUGCUGCUGCUGCUGCUGGCGGGCGCCGUGCGGCGCUGCCCGGCCCAGCACUGGUCCCACGGCUGGUACCCGGGCGGCAAGCGGGGCCUGGCUCCCCAAUCCUGACCGUCUUGGGGUCCCCGCCUCGUGCCCGCGCGCGGCCGCAAGAGCCGCCACGACCCGCCCGCCAAGUCCAAGGCGUCGCGCCUCAAGGUGCCGCCGCCCGUGGAGCCGGAGGAGCUGCUCGUGGUCACCGAGCGCUACCGGCAGCACCGCCGCGUGCUCAGCGCCCUCCGCUGCGAGUUCCGAGCCGAGGUGAAGCGCAGGAAGCAGGAGGCGCUGGCGGGCGGCGAGGACGCGGCGCAGCACGCGGAGGAGCACCGGCUGCUCAUGGCCUGGAACGAGGCCGAGAACGCGCGGCAGCGCGCGCGCAGGGAGGAGAGGAUUCGGAAAGAAGAGGAAGAGCGGAGGAGGCAGAAGCUGGAGGCUGAGGAGAGCAAGGCYAGGCUAAUGGAGGCCUUCCUGAAGGAGAAGGAGAAAGAGGUUCUGCAGCUGCAGGAGGAAGCCAAAAACUUCAUCACYCCCGAAAACCUGGACGCGCGGAUUGAGGAGUGCCUGGACAACCCCCGCAACUACAACUUUGCCAUCGACAAAGAAGGCAGGAUCGUGAAACGGACUGUUCUGUCCUAGCGGCUCCCCUGGUGGGAGCGGAGGUUUUGGCCCUGAUUUCUGUCCAGAGGCUGAGCCCGUGCCCUGGUGGGAGGAGGUUUCCUCCUUGGAAUGCAUGGAUCAGCCAUGGAAUUGUUGCACAGGCAGCCUGCAGCUCUCACUGCGGUUCCGCUGCUCCAGGGUAACGGCCCCGGUGGCA